This is a messenger RNA of Periophthalmus magnuspinnatus, 604 nucleotides long. RefSeq names its product late endosomal/lysosomal adaptor, MAPK and MTOR activator 3 (gene lamtor3). The transcript is spliced from 6 exons. Gene Ontology annotation, cellular component: Ragulator complex. Gene Ontology annotation, biological process: cellular response to amino acid stimulus; positive regulation of TOR signaling. Bases 51 to 425 code for a protein of 124 amino acids. The record is from RefSeq and is a predicted model, not a curated record. NCBI's taxonomy places the organism in Eukaryota, Metazoa, Chordata, Actinopteri, Gobiiformes, Gobiidae.
GCUCAUGUUGUCCUGUUGUUUCUGUCACAGGUCCAGUCCACCCUGCUGCCAUGGCCGAUGAUUUUAAAAGAUUCCUGUACAAGCAGCUGCAAAGUGUUGAAGGUCUUCAUGCCAUUGUGGUGACAGACAGAGACGGUGUCCCAGUUAUUAAAGUUGCUAAUGACAACGCCCCCGUCCAUGCCCUGAGACCGGGUUUCCUGUCCACCUUUGCUCUGGCCACAGACCAAGGCAGCAAGCUGGGCCUGUCUAAGAACAAGAGCAUCAUCUGCUAUUACAACACUUACCAGAUUGUACAGUUCAACCGUCUGCCGCUCGUCAUCAGUUUCAUUGCGAGCAGUAAUGCCAACACAGGUUUGAUCAUGAGUCUGGAGAAAGAACUGGCCCCACUAAUAGAUGAUCUGAGGCAGGUGGUGGAGGUCACAUGAUCCCCAAAAUGCUCCCCCAUUUGGUUGUCUCCAUGUGCAGUGUUCUAUCUAAAUACUGAUUAACCUGUGCGUCAUGUACUGUCUGCUACUGUUGAACUCUUUCUCAUAAACUAUAAACCAACCUCCAAUUCAAAUGAAAUGUUUUCUAUGCUUUGUGUAAAUAUAAUAAAGGUGAAAUA